AUGGGGGCGUCCAAGUCGAACCGGGAGGUGGUGGAGUCUCUGUAUGCCUCGCUGGCCCGUGGCGACGCGGUGACAGUGACGAAGUUGCUGGCGGCAGACUUGGACUGGUGGUUUCACGGUCCGCGUCGGUGCCAGCACAUGCGCCGUCUUCUCACGGGGGAGGCGGCGGGCGUCGCCGCGUUCCGGUUCGCGCCUGUGAGGGUGGCAGAGGUCGGCGCCGGUCUCGGAGAAGACGGGUGGGUGGUGGCAGAGGGGUGGGCUGGGAAGCAAGACUACUGGGUACACGCGUGGUGCCUUCGCGCCGGAGUCAUCACGAGCUUCCGUGAGUACUUCAACACGUCGGUGAUUGUGAGGGAACUGGGUCGGGCAGCGAAGGAGGAUGUGGUAUGGGCCGUGUGGGAGAGCCAGUCCACCAGCCUUAAGGGCCGCUCCAUGCCAGGCCUAGUGCUCGCAAUAUGA
Lolium perenne is the source of this 459-nucleotide messenger RNA. RefSeq names its product senescence associated gene 20-like. The record is from RefSeq and is a predicted model, not a curated record. Lineage: Eukaryota; Viridiplantae; Streptophyta; Magnoliopsida; Poales; Poaceae.